Etheostoma spectabile (orangethroat darter) is the source of this 750-nucleotide messenger RNA. RefSeq names its product proline-rich receptor-like protein kinase PERK2. Bases 1 to 750 code for a protein of 249 amino acids. NCBI's taxonomy places the organism in Eukaryota, Metazoa, Chordata, Actinopteri, Perciformes, Percidae. The transcript is spliced from 2 exons. The record is from RefSeq and is a predicted model, not a curated record.
AUGGAUCCAGCCAAGUCUCGGCGAAAGGACACCCCAGCCCCCAGCAUCCCAAAACCCGCUGUAGGCCACCACAGCCCCCGGUAUUCCGAAACCCGCUGUAGGCCACCCCAGCCCCCGGCAUCCCAAAACCCGCUGCAGGCCACCACAGCCCCCAGCGUCCCGAAACCCUCUGACACCUCAGCCCCCGGCAUCCUGAAACCCGCUGCAGGCCACCGAGCUAACCGUCCACCAAGCUCAUUGUCCACCGUGCUCACCGUACGCCAUGCCCACUGUCCACCAUGCUCACCGUCCACCACGCCCACUGUCCACCAUGCUCACCGUCCACCGAGCUCACCGUCCACCAUGCUCACCGUCCACCAUGCCCACCGUCCACCAUGCUCACCGUCCACCAUGCUCACCGUCCACCAUGCUCACCGUCCACCAUGCUCACCGUCCACCGAGCUCACUGUCCACCAUGCUCACCGUCCACCAUGCUCACCGUCCACCAUGCUCACCGUCCACCAUGCCCACUGUCCACCAUGCUCACCGUCCACCAUGCUCACCGUCCACCAUGCUCACCGUCCACCAUGCUCAGUGUCCACCGAGCUCACCGUCCACCAAGCUCACCGUCCACCAAGCUCACCGUCCACCAUGCUCACCGUCCACCAUGCCCACCGUCCACCAUGCUCACCGUCCACCAUGCUCACCGUCCACCAUGCUCACCGUCCACCGAGCUCACCGUCCACACCUGCCAACGGGCCAGAGAAGUGA